CGACCCUGCACGUAGCAGGGAGAUGGAACUGGAUGAGCAUUGUGGGCCUUUGCAACCCAGGCCAUUCUCUGAUUCUUCGAUUCUCUUAGGUAUUCCGGUGCUGUGACGUGUCGCACGUAACGAUCCCAUAAAUCUGAUGACAAAAGCCGUAAGAAUAAUGCUGUGAGAAGGGAGCGGAGCCACGCAGAGCUGCGGGCUGCAGGACGGCCAUCGGGUCGCUGUGUUUGCUGUUACUGAUGGGGUGGUAUAUUUAGAGCAUGACUUCAACUUCUGAGCACAUUGAGCUGCUGUGGUAGUGUGGAAGGCUUCCUUUUAACACAACAGGUCCAAACGGUGUGUAAUUAUUAACUCUGGCUGUAUGGGCAUUUUAUCUGAAGCGAUUCAGCAUUGACGUGGCACAGGCUUUGAUAAGAGCGUGGCUUUCACCUUUUGUGUGUAAUGAACCUUCAUUCAAAUAGUGAUUGUGACAAUGGGAGCAGCUGCUGGGGCACAGAUCCUCUGCACACCGUGGGUUUGGGAUGGAGGCUGAGCAGUGAGGUGGUGGUUUCAUGUGGGGUUUUUUCAGUUCCUGCAGCAGCUGCCAGUGGUUCAGUGCCACAAGUCCAGUGUCAGUAUCUCAAAGUGCCAGCCAUGUGCUUUGGUUGUACUCUCCCUUUCAUUAGAACAGCCCGACACAGCUGGGUUUGUUCCCCCCAGGAGCACUGAGGGGAUGAUGCCUGGUGUGGCCUUUGGCUUUGGUGGCCAUUGGGGUUUUCACUGUGUUUCGGUGUGCCUCCAGAAACGGCCACAGACCAAAGCAGAGCAAAGCAAAGAUUAUCAUCCUUUUUUUUUUUUCCUUUUUUUUUUCCUUUUUUUUUUUUUUUUUUUCUCUAGGCUGGAAGCAGAGAACUUGUAGCGUUCUGAGUUCUUGGGGCAAAGGUUUUCCUGCUGCUCGGUCCAUUUUGUCCAGGAGGGAGGGGAGAGCAAAUGAUUGGAGAAAGCAAUCCUCCUCCUCUUUGCUUCAUUAAAUUCUCAUCCACAGAGCUGACAGUGCUUGGUACGGCCGCACCGUGCUGCUGUGCAGGGCAAAGGGGUGGCACUGCUCCUGGGGAUCUCCUCCUGUCCGUGUGUGCAGCAGUGGGGUGGCACAGUGAGCACCUGCACAGCUGUGCUGCUGCGCUGCCGCCGACACAGACUGCAUCCCGGCAGUAAGUGCUGCUGGUUGGGCUGUGUGCGUGCUGUGAGUGCUCCAGGUGUGCGUGGGGUGCUGGGCUCUGUGCACUGCGUGAGCUGGGAGUGGGGCAGAGGAGUCCUGGUGUGGGAGGUGACAGCUGGGCUGUGUCACUUUGUGUCACCCCACGUCACCUCACUCUGCCCAGGGCUCCCCAUGGCUGCAGAGCACUGCGCGCCUCCUCCUGUCUUCUCUGAGUGCCCCUCUGCAUGGAGGCACGCCUGCUUUUUGUCCCUAUUUUCAGGGGGAUUGCAGAGGCGAUUGGAUCGCUGUCUGUUCCUUUUUCCUGUUGCCAGCCUGUUUGGAUUCUUGCCUGCAGGCCGGUGGCAUUUGGGUACAUCUCUGCUUUGUGGAGAACUGGCAGGGAGGAGUGGGCACCCAUGUUGCGUGUGGAGCACGCUCUCCUGUGGUGUAUGGACUGCAGGGGUGGCUGUGCUUAGAAGGCGCUUCAGCUGCCAGUCUGAGGAAGGCUGGAAAUCAUGUGAGAGCAUGAGGAGCAGAGGGAGAGUGCAUCUCGUGCCCGUGUGUAGGAAAUAAGAGAUGAGGUGUUUGCUAAGUCAUCUUCUCAAGGCUGCACUUCCUGUGCUGGGACAGAGGGAGGAGGGAGGGGGGCUUUUCUCUAAUUCACAGCUGAGGAAGCCAAGGUAAAGGGCAGCCACUCAGCAUUUCUGAGUGUGCAACUAUGGGCAGAGGUGAACAGCUGUGUCCUUGCUCGGGGGAGGUCACACGUACGUGCAUUCAGCUCAGCCGCUCGCAUGGCAGUCUGUGCUGCUCCAGGACACGCUCCUUUCCGGUGUUUUUGACGCACAGUUUGUGUCCUGCUGACCAGACCCCCUGCUCACAGGUAAAUCACAGCCAACCCUCCAACUUAGGAGCCCUGGGCUGCAAACCGAGCUGCUAACCUGCAAACUCAGCUGUUGCUGCUGCUUCCUCUGUGUCCUCUUUCUCCAAAGUUGUCACUUUGUCCUUUUCCUUCCUCCCCCCUAAACUCACAUGCCUCUCAGACAGCUUGCUCUUACUGUCUCUCUGUUGUUGCAGAUCUUCUUGAGCUAAAAGGAUGAAAAUUGGCUAUUGGAAGGCCACUGUCACUCUGCUGAGCUUCAUCCCAACUUCUGCGUCCCAGCUGAUGUCUCUGGGUGCACAAGGCUAGCGGGAUGGUCGGCCACCGGCGCUGCCAUGUCGUCCCUGACGACCUCCAAUGAGGGAGAGAACCCCGCUCCCCGGUUUGUAGUCGGUUCCCGGGACGAUGAGACAGACUUCCUGGGAUCAAACACAAAGAUGGAUGAAACGGACUUCUUUGAAGAUGAUGAAGAGGAGGAGUCGCCGCCUGAACGGCAGAUUGUUGUUGGAAUCUGUGCCAUGACCAAAAAGUCCAAAUCAAAGCCCAUGACGCAGAUUCUGGAGCGUCUGUGCAAGUUUGAGUAUAUCACAGUGGUGAUUAUGGGGGAGGACAUUAUUCUGAAUGAACCAGUGGAGAAUUGGCCUCCUUGCGACUGCCUCAUCUCCUUCCACUCCAAAGGAUUCCCGCUGGAUAAAGCAGUUGCCUAUGCCAAGCUGUGCAAGCCGUUCUUGAUUAAUGACCUUGAUAUGCAAUAUUAUAUCCAGGACAGGCGUGAAGUGUAUCGGAUCCUUCAAGAAGAGGGAAUAGACCUGCCCCGCUACGCUGUGCUCAAUCGAGACCCUGACAGACCAGAAGAGUGCAACUUGGUGGAAGGAGAGGACCACGUGGAAGUAAAUGGAGCUGUUUUCCCAAAGCCGUUCGUAGAGAAGCCCGUCAGUGCUGAAGACCAUAAUGUGUACAUUUACUACCCAACCUCAGCAGGUGGGGGCAGCCAGCGGCUCUUUCGGAAGAUCGGCAGCCGGAGCAGUGUGUACUCCCCAGAGAGCAGCGUGAGGAAGACGGGCUCGUACAUUUAUGAGGAGUUCAUGCCUACGGAUGGCACUGAUGUAAAGGUGUACACUGUUGGGCCCGACUACGCCCAUGCAGAGGCUCGCAAAUCCCCCGCGCUGGAUGGGAAGGUGGAACGGGACAGCGAAGGGAAGGAAAUCCGUUAUCCUGUCAUGCUUACUGCCAUGGAGAAGCUGGUCGCUCGGAAAGUCUGCGUCGCCUUUAAGCAAACUGUCUGUGGGUUUGACCUCCUGCGGGCAAAUGGCCACUCUUUUGUUUGCGAUGUGAAUGGCUUCAGUUUUGUGAAGAACUCUAUGAAGUAUUACGAUGACUGUGCCAAAAUCCUCGGAAACAUAAUCAUGCGGGAAUUGGCUCCUCAGUUUCAUAUUCCCUGGUCCAUCCCAACAGAGGCAGAAGAUAUUCCUAUCGUCCCCACGACUUCUGGCACCAUGAUGGAGCUUCGCUGCGUUAUUGCAGUCAUCCGGCAUGGAGAUCGUACCCCAAAGCAGAAGAUGAAGAUGGAAGUGAAACAUCCACGGUUCUUUGAAUUAUUUGAGAAAUAUGAUGGCUACAAGACAGGGAAGUUGAAACUGAAGAAGCCAGAGCAGCUACAGGAAGUGCUGGACAUUGCACGGCAGCUUGUGGUGGAACUGGGAACCCAUAGUGACUGUGAGAUCGAGGAGAGGAAAUCCAAACUGGAGCAGCUGAAGAGCGUUUUGGAGAUGUAUGGACAUUUUUCUGGCAUUAACCGUAAGGUGCAGUUGACAUAUCUGCCUCAUGGACAUCCAAAAGCUGCAAGUGAAGAUGAAGAAGCUCGCAGAGAGCCUUCUCCAUCUCUUCUCCUGGUGCUGAAGUGGGGUGGAGAGCUGACACCAGCAGGAAGAGUCCAGGCAGAAGAGCUGGGGCGAGCCUUUCGCUGCAUGUACCCUGGUGGCCAAGGUGAUUAUGCUGGUUUCCCUGGAUGUGGCCUGCUCAGACUGCACAGCACAUACCGCCAUGAUCUCAAGAUCUACGCCUCAGAUGAGGGACGAGUUCAGAUGACAGCAGCAGCUUUUGCAAAGGGUCUGCUGGCCCUGGAAGGAGAGCUGACCCCCAUCCUGGUGCAGAUGGUGAAAAGUGCCAAUAUGAACGGUCUCCUGGACAGUGACAGUGAUUCUCUAAGCAGCUGUCAACACAGAGUGAAAGCACGACUGCAUGAAAUCAUGCAGAAGGACGCUGAGUUCUGUGAAGAGGAUUAUGAAAAGCUAGCACCUACAGGUAGUGCUUCUCUGCUCAACUCCAUGACCUUCAUCCAGAACCCGGUGGAGAUCUGUAACCAGGUGUUCACCCUGAUUGAGAACCUCACCUCCCAGAUACGAAAACGGUUGGAAGACCCAAAAUCUGCAGACCUGCAGCUCUACCACAGUGAGACUUUAGAACUGAUGCUGCAACGCUGGAGUAAGCUGGAGAGAGACUUUCGCAUGAAAAAUGGGCGUUACGACAUCAGCAAGAUCCCUGAUAUUUACGACUGCAUCAAAUAUGAUGUGCAGCACAACUGUGCUCUGAAGCUGGAAGGCACAGCCGAGCUCUUCCGACUCUCCAAAGCCCUGGCAGAUGUGAUCAUACCACAGGAGUAUGGAAUUAAUAAGGAGGAGAAACUGGAGAUUGCUAUCGGCUUUUGUCUUCCUCUAAUUAAAAAAAUCCAGUUGGACCUACAGAGAACGCAUGAAGACGAGUCUGUCAACAAACUACAUCCCCUGUACUCGAGAGGAGUGUUGUCACCGGGCCGCCACGUUCGGACACGGCUCUACUUCACCAGUGAGAGCCAUGUGCACUCUCUGCUCAGCAUCUUCCGCUAUGGGGGGCUCCUGGAUGAGAACAAAGACCAGCAGUGGAAGAGAGCCAUGGACUAUUUGAGUGCUAUCUCAGAGCUGAACUACAUGACCCAGAUUGUUAUCAUGCUCUACGAAGACAACAACAAGGACCCAUCUUCAGAAGAGCGCUUCCACGUGGAGCUGCAUUUCAGCCCUGGAGUGAAGGGCUGUGAGGAGGACAGAAACGUUCCCGCGGGAUUUGGCUUUCGGCCUGCCUCAGCAGAGAGUGAGGACAAGAAAGCAGACCAAGGCAGCCUGGAGGACCUCUCCAAAGAGAAGGGCAUGGAUGAGCCCGAUCGUGCCCAGCCAAGGUCUCCGCAGCCCUCCGAGCCCGUUGGAAUUCAGCGGAGAUCACCUCUGAUCAGGAACCGCAAGACGGGGUCGAUGGAGGUGCUUUCUGAAUCUUCUUCCAAAGGUUAUCGCCUCUUCAGCACUUACUCCAGGCAAGCUUCUGAGAUGAAGCAAAGUGGCUUAGGGUCACAGUGCACCGGGCUGUUUAGCACCACUGUGCUGGGAGGCUCCUCCAGUGCCCCCAACCUUCAGGACUACGCACGCAGCCAUGGCAAAAAGUUUGCCAGCAGCCUGACAUACAAAGACGGUUUUGAAGGCUGUUCCAUGGUUCCCACUAUUUAUCCCCUGGAGACCCUGCACAACUCCCUCUCUUUGCGGCAGGUCAAUGAGUUCCUGACGGCUGUGUGCAGGAGUUGCACUGAAUCACAUGUUCGGUCUACUGCAGCUUUGUUUGAUUCAAUGAUUGGCAGCCAAAUACCAGGGGACCCCUUUAUGUCUCAGCGAAUUCUAUCAUCAUCCUCUUUCCCAUUGCGCCAGAGGUCGGAUAAACCCCCUUGGUACAGCAGUGGCCCUUCCAGUACUGUCUCCAGUGCAGGCCCAUCCUCUCCAACCUCUUUGGACAACUGCAGUCGUUUCAACUUCACUGAGAAACUUUCCAUCAGUCCCCCCAAAAAUGAGGAGCAGCUGAGUAGCCAGUCCCCUGAACAAGGAGAGAGGCAGCCUGAUAGCAGAGGGCUUGGUGGGGAGGUGGGCAUGUCUGGGUUGCCGGUGACGGAGCCCAGUGCCCCAGAGACCUGGAGUAAGGACCCAGAGCCAGGUGUGCUCCCAGAACUGUGCAAGAAGGAGUUGGCAAAGGAGAACUCUAACCUGGAGGAAAAAAGUAUGGUAGAGGUGGAAGAAGAUUCAGCUGAGGAAAUGUUAGAUACAAUUAACGUAGGGAAACCAAAGAGUGGUGCAGAGUCUGAAAUGAGGCCAGCUGGGGAGAGAGUGAAGCCAGAUGAGGGAGAUUUAGAGGUAAUGACUGGCCUGGAUCAAUCAGGGCUGGCCAAGAACAUCUUGGUGCCCUGUGAUGAGGAGCUUCUGGGAGAAGAGUUGGACCCAGAGCAUGCGGGUGAGGAACCAUCUGUGGGGCACAGUGCUCUGUCAGACCAGCUUCUGUCUGGUCAGCUGUGUUGGGAGCAACCGCUGCUUCUUGAGGCAAGUGUGGAGGGGCUGCAGCCACCACGUCGGGAGGAUCAGCAGAACUAGCAGCUCACUGGACAGCACUCUGCGAGCGCUUCCAGCCUGGAGGCAGCCAACUUCCUGCACAGCACUUCAUGCAGAUGGUUGUCUACGGAACAAGCCAUGUCCCAGGUCCAUAGGACUCCAGGUUGUGGAAGAGUCUGCUCUGCUUCUACACAAGCCAGCUCUUUGCCAUCCAGCAAGAGACAGUACUUCAUCUGCCAUGUUAAACAAACAACAAAUGCACCUCCAUUGAGCAGGGAUGUGGCACUGUGUUGGUUCAGCGUCUCCCUAGGGCUGUACGCUCACUGGAACAGUGGAGGAUUGGUAGAGCUGAGGCUUUUGGAGUGGUGAGUCCGGAGGAGACAAAUGCUCCCUGGAAAUUAGUAGGCCCACAGCCUUUAGGGAAGGCAUUCUGGGCUCAAAAGUAAUCGGGUUCUUCACAACCAUCAGCCUCCUCUCUGUUCCUUCCUUCUCCUUCUCUUGAUCCCCACUAUUGGCUGCCAAAAACUGAUCCAGAGAGGCAGUAGAGGGAAGAAUAGGAAAAGGAGAAAGCAUUCUGAGUGAGUUUGAGAAGGAGAGCAAUGAGAAGAACAGGUUCAAGACUGCUACUUGCAAGAAGACCUCUCUCUGGAGUGGACUUGAAUGUUUUACUGCUGGGCUGGGCUGGCAGGAGCCAGGGAUCCAGCCAGAGAGAGGUGUGCAGGGAGGACACACACGGGUUUUUCUAGUCCCCAAGGGUCAUGUGAGGUAAAGCUUUGAACUCUUGGUGACAGAAAUUAAGAGAAACUGCUAUUUGAGCAAAUCAGGAUUAUUAGAAACCAAUAAGAAGAAAACUUUAUUCUAUAUAAAAUGAGAAAUAUUUAAUACAUAUUUAUGUAAAUGAGUUGUGAGCACAAGCCUGAGGGCAACGUUGACACAGCUGUCCCUGCCACAUCCUGAGUGCAGGACAGGGCUGUGCCUCUUGCGCCUCCUGUAUUUAUGGACAAGUCUGCGUGUUUGUCUGUAGCUACGAUAUACGUUUUUGUGAAGCUCUGCCCAAAGAUCUCUGUGCUGUGUUGUGAUGUGUGUUCACAGUAAAUUUCUGCUGUGGGUCUUGUGUCUGUCUUAGCUGACUCGUGCAGCAGUGUGCUUGUGCCAGAUCCCGCUGAUGCUCAGGGCAGCAAACCUUGCUUGUUCUUGGUCAUUCUGGAGGAAGAAGAAACUGUGAUCAAGACAAGUCACUGCUGAAGUGAGUGCGUACAUGUGGGGUUUGCUUGAGAAAGCCAGAUGCUUCUUUUCAUUCUCCUUGUUUGAAGAACUGAUCGUAUGGGGGAAGAGGUCCUGGCUGCCCAGGACCCACAGUGGUUUGCCUUCUCAGGACCCUCAGGCAAUGCCUGUGUACUGUUCCUGCAG
Messenger RNA from Phasianus colchicus (ring-necked pheasant), 7858 nucleotides. RefSeq names its product diphosphoinositol pentakisphosphate kinase 1 (gene PPIP5K1). The record is from RefSeq and is a predicted model, not a curated record. Gene Ontology annotation, biological process: inositol metabolic process; inositol phosphate biosynthetic process. Gene Ontology annotation, molecular function: inositol hexakisphosphate kinase activity; 5-diphosphoinositol pentakisphosphate 1-kinase activity. Gene Ontology annotation, cellular component: cytosol. NCBI's taxonomy places the organism in Eukaryota, Metazoa, Chordata, Aves, Galliformes, Phasianidae.